UCACGUUCGACCUUGUUUUUCCUUGUUUGGUUUGACUGCGCAUGCGCGGUUCCAAACGCUUAGACGCUGCUGACGCGACCUGGUGUUUUGUUUUCUAAACUGAUAAUUGGGAGUGAUAAAUCAGGGAUAGGUUUAUAACGUAUUGUUAACUUUAGUAUCCUGGAAGCCGAUAGAAGAACGAACGAGAGGUGACCGAUUCGAUUCAGGACAGGGAUUGCAGACCUCUCCCGUAUGUGAUUCACACUCCUCCGUCGACGGACGCUGCUAGCGACGCCCGGAGAACAAAACAGCACAACGCCAUUAUAUGAUCAAGUGUCCAGAGUCACUUUUACCCUCCAUGUGGGUGAGGGAACUUUGUGUGUCCGACUAUGGCGAGGAAAACAGUUAGCAGGAAAAGGAAGGCUGGAGAGACCAAAGAGCAACAACAGCUUGGCUGGUGUCAGGUGCCACACAAGAGGAGCCUUGUUUCUUGUUCAUCACGUCAUGCCCAGCCAUGGUCUUGCAGUCAGCCGUCUGUGGUUUGUGCACUGCGUGGGCGAGAGGUCAGGCCUCAGCAGGAGCAUGAGUUGCGGCUUCAGCGAAGCCUGCGGGGCUUUGCAGCAGCUCGGCUCCCUGGCAUCCUCAAGGAAAGGGAGUUCUCUCUGGGGAGCCUCAACAAGGUGUUUGCAUCACAGUGGCUUAAUCACCGACAGGUUGUGUGUGGGACCAAGUGCAACACGCUUUUUGUAGCAGAUGUCCUGACUGGGAAGAUAACACGCAUUCCCAUGCUGAGGGAUAGGGAAUGGGACUACAUCACCUCCCACACAGUGGUGGGCCAACGUUACUUCCCCACUGUAGGUUCUCGAUCACGGAUGGACCAGCAGGGCUGUGGAAUCCAUGCUAUUGAAGUAAACCCCUCCAGGACGCUCCUUGCCACAGGUGGAGACAACCCUAACAGCCUGGCCAUUUACCAGCUGCCCACAUUGGAUCCAGUCUGUGUUGGGGAUGACGGCCACAACGACUGGAUCUUUUCCAUAGCAUGGAUCAGUGACAACAUGGCAGUUUCUGGGUCCAGAGAUGGAUCUAUGGGCUUGUGGGAGGUGACAGAAGACAUAUUGCGUCAGUUUGAAAGGAGUCAGGCCGAGCAGACAGUGCCCUCCUACGCUCACCUUUCCCAUCGUGCCCUUAAGGAUAUUCCAAAGGAGUGCACAAAUCCGUACAACUGUAAAGUUCGAGCUUUAGCCUUCAACAACAACAAUAAAGAACUGGGUGCUGUGUCAUUAGAUGGCUAUUUCCAUCUUUGGACAGCUGAACACAACCUGUGUAAGAUACUGUCCACCAAACUGCCUCAUUGCAAAGAAAAUGUGUGCUUGGCGUACGGUCGAGACUGGUCAGUGUACGCUGUGGGUUCUCAGGCGCAUGUUUCCUUCCUAGAUCCACGGCAGCCAACACACAACAUCAAGUGUGUAAAUUCCAGAGAGAGAGGAAGUGGAAUCCGUUCAGUGAGUUUCUAUGAGCACAUUGUGACAGUGGGAACCGGCCAGGGUUCACUUCUCUUUUAUGACAUACGAGCUCAAAGGUUUCUGGAAAACUCUUUGAGUCCUGCAGGUGGUUACCGAAAAUGCCCAGGAGACAGCCUUCUGAAGCUCUCUACUGGAAAAGGAUGGCUGAAUCAUGAUGAAACGUGGAGGAGUUACUUCUCAGACAUUCAUUCCUUCCCAAAUGCGGUGUACACUCACUGUUACGAUGACUCUGGCACCAAGCUGUUUGUAGCCGGUGGACCUCUGUGUUCUGGGCUGCAUGGCAACUACGCAGGGCUGUGGAGUUAGCCUUGGUGUCCCCUCCACUGCCACAAUGCCCCAAACACAUUCUUAACCCACUAGUCCAUUUAUUCCUAUAUUAGUCUCCUGUAACUUCGCUGUUUCAACAUGGACUCAGGAUCACGAGUACUGUUCUUGUGUUUGUUUCCUACAUCGUUGUAUCAAUUUCUCUGUAGUUUUUUCUUUAUAUUCUUUUUGUUCCAUAUUUAACUGAACAAUUAGGUAUUAAUUUUUAAGAGCUGCAGCCUUUGCCAAUGACAAACAUAGAAUAGUAAUGGAAAACAUCAUACCUGUUGUCCUCAUUCGAAGUAUUAAUGUUAUUCACAGGGAUAAGGCCAUGGUCUUCUGCUGCCUUAUUUUCUUUUAUUUCACUACACAAUAAUAGUAUUUAUUGCUGCUUUGUCUGUGAUAUGGGUGUCUUUGUGUAUAUUUGUCCCUCUUCAGAAAAAAAAUUAUUUGAAAUUUCUUUAACAAAAAUGAAAGGCAAUAAAACUGAGCAGAGAGACUUAAGAGGCGACCAAAUAGGAAUAUCUGAAGUACUGAUUGUGUUGGGGGAGCCGCUCCUGUACCAACAAUCAUCAAAGAACUCCUUUCUUUGUAUCCUGUCUGGAAGUCCACAGUGGAGGCUAAUCAACAUUGGACUGUUUAUCAUUUUCCCAGAGAUGAUAUGACAUCAGAUGUGUUGAGAUUGCUGAAUACUAUUAUAAGCGAAUCUCUACGAGUGCUCACCAAUUUUCAUGAUUUAACUUUGAACUUCGUUGACUAAUUCAGGGUUAUUUAUAUACUAGGGAUGUCAAUACCAAUAGUGACUAUUGAGUGUGUACUAAUGCUGAUACCAGUCUCAUACAGUAUUUUGCUACUGUGAAAAUAAGACCCUUAACGUGAUGCUCCUGUUGUCUCAGCUAAUUGAUCCUUUUUUAUUACAUGUUUCUUUUGAAUUGCCCAACGUGGUGAAUUUGAACACCCCUCAGAUAUUGGCCUUGUGAUUAGCUCUGGGUUUGUUUUACAUUCCUAGCCCUAGAUGGAAGAAAUAGAUAAAACUGCCUGAUUGUAAACUUUGGCUCCAGGUUUAGGCCCAGGAAAAGGACCAAAUGUAUCGGCUGAUUCAAAUCACUUGUCUUGACAUUUUACUUUAGAGUUUAUGUUCUCAACCACCAGUUUUAGGUCUUCAUUUUGGAACUGAUAGUAACCCUUAGUGAAAAGUUAACAAAGAAGUGGAACACUACCAUCACGAGACUGGUUUCACGCCAGGUUUUCAAGACAUCACCUACAGAUUCAGGUUCAAUGCAGGUCACAACUUCUAUUAUGAUUUAUUGUCUGUAACCUUUUAAAUAGAGUUUUAUUUACAAGAUUUCCAUCAUAUUGUAAAAGAAAAAGUGAAACAGGUUUCGAGACAAAGUGCGACUAAUAUUGUAGAAUUCGUCUCAUUUUCCUGUGGACUUCCUUUAAUGUGGAGUUAUUGCCCAGGUCGUGGAGCGCUUCAGUAUUUUCUGUGGCUUUGUUAAUGAUUGCUUUUCAAAGAUUUGAGCUCUGAAACCAUUAAUGUUUUCUUAAAGGUCUACGACAAUUUACAGUUUUGAUGGUGUCAUCAGUUUGCAACAACAAAAUGAGCAGUACAGUCACUAGCAUUUCUUAGCAAGCAAGCAAGCCAGACUGGUGUAAAAGGUCUCUUCUAGAGUUGCAGGCUUCAGUCACAUCACACCUGUUGUCACACUUGUUGUCGUGUGUUUUUCGUAUAAAGGAGUCGGUAAUACAGCUCUUUUUCCUUGUUUGGUGGAUGCAGGGUAGAAAUAAGUCUUUCUGUCUAGGACUGCUAACUGACAGUGAUAGUUUUCAUGAUAAUGAAAAAAUGAAGAAAAAAAAAUAUGCCACCAAAAUCUGAACACUUAAAAAGUGUAUUUUAUAUAUAAGCCUGUAUAUGUAUGUGUAAAAUACAUGUGGACAGUCGCUCACAUUUUAUGUACAUAUCUGAGGGCAUGUGUGGAUUGAUGUGUCUUUGUUGAUGCCCUGUUUUUUUUAUACAUUCCUCAAGAAUGUUUUUACAAACGACUGAAUCUGAGGAUAUUGUAAGAAACAUCUAGAAAAAAAUUAUAAAAUCUUUAAAGAGUAAAUAAUAAAAUAAAUGUUUAUUGAUGUAAAA
This is a messenger RNA of Cynoglossus semilaevis (tongue sole), 3939 nucleotides long. It is a transcript of the gene dcaf12, whose product is annotated as DDB1 and CUL4 associated factor 12. Lineage: Eukaryota; Metazoa; Chordata; Actinopteri; Pleuronectiformes; Cynoglossidae. The record is from RefSeq and is a predicted model, not a curated record. Gene Ontology annotation, cellular component: Cul4-RING E3 ubiquitin ligase complex. The transcript is spliced from 9 exons. The coding region runs from base 369 to 1808 and encodes 479 amino acids. Gene Ontology annotation, molecular function: protein binding.